GCGGACUUAGCGUGACCGGAAGUAGGCGGUGCAGAGCCGUUCCUGACCUAGAACUUCCGGUGCGGCCUGUUGGAGCCCCGAAGCGGUUGAGGGGGCGGCGGCGGUUGAGAAGAAGGCGGCUGGGCGUUCCGGCGGCCGACAGAAACAACCUCGCUGUCCCUUGCCUGUGUCUUCCUGAGUUUGCCACAAUGGUGUCCGUCACAAUGGCUACAUCAGAAUGGAUUCAGUUCUUCAAAGAAGCUGGGAUUCCCCCAGGACCUGCUGUCAACUAUGCUGUCAUGUUUGUGGAUAACAGGAUCCAGAAGAAUAUGCUGAUGGACCUGAACAAGGAGAUCAUGAAUGAAUUGGGCAUCACCAUAGUUGGGGACAUCAUUGCGAUCCUCAAGCACGCCAAAGUGGUGUAUAGGCAGGAAAUGUGCAAAGCCGCAACAGAGUCGGUGGCCUCUAAUCAAACCAACUUGCAGUCUGAACUCCGUAGAAAUGCCAACAGUGCGGCCACCCGGAUGAUUGCAAACAGCUUAAGCCGAGACUCUCCACCUUCUACUCCUGUUCGGAGACCUGACAGCAAUGCCUCCAAAAUUUCUGUCACUGUGUCCAACAAAAUGGCAGCAAAGAAUGCCAAAGCAGCUGCAGCUCUCUGUAGUCCUGGAACUGAGAACUCCACAGUCCCAGUGAAACGGCGCCGUGUCACUGCAGAGAUGGAAGGGAAGUACAUUGUCCACAUGCCAAAAGGAACAACACCCAGGACCAAGAAGAUCCUGGAGCAGCAGGCAGCAAAAGGUCUACAGAGAACCUCAGUGUUUGACCGACUUGGCGCAGAGACCAGUGCAGACACAACUACAGGAAACAAACCCACAGGAGUAUUCAGCCGGUUGGGGGACAUGCAGGAGACAGAGGAGGACAAAGCGGCUGAGAGUGAUGAUGAUGAUGAUGACAGCUCCGUCCUGCCGUAUGCUGGAGUGCUGAAAAAAUUCUUCAAGCCGCCCAAGCCCAAAGGGAACUCCAAAGCAGGGGUGACGGUCAAAGCAAAAGCCACCAGCUCUGAGCCCAAGGUAGCAGUUUCUGCUUCUCCCUCUCCUGCCAUCCAGCGGCUUGGAAGCAAAGGUCCAGCCAGCCCUGUGGCUCCUGUCAAGGAAAAGAAGCCAGAGUUGCCCCCGCCUAGCCAUGUUGCCAAAAGAUUGGGCAAGCGUUCUUUGCCCACUGAAGCCCAGGACAGCAGUGUCACCAGCUCUAAGAGCAAGCCUGACUCUGGAUUCCGUGUCACUAUAAAGAGGACUUUGGGGAGCACAAAGGUAAGCAGCACCACGGAGGCCCCCAGCGCCCAGAUGGACAACACAGGGACAGUCAGUGUCUUUAAAAGGCUGGGCAGAAAGACUGUAUGAGCCCAGCCUUGCCCAUCUGUCACAAGCAUGUUGUGGAAUCCAGACAAUUUGAAAUCAAUAUGUGUGGUUUCUUUCAUUUUCACUUAUGGCCCGCUCACCCUUCGUGUCUGUUUCCACCACAAAUGAGCCACUGUGCUGCUUCUGGGCUCAUCAGUCUUGGUAAGGAUUUGUUCUGUGAAGUUACUGGUUGGUUCUGCAGGUCUGUUAGAAUGACCUCAGCCCCUUCCUGUGUGAGCAGGGAUCAGGGGAGUGGGAUCGAUAUAUGAUCAGUACUAGAAUCAGGGGAUAAGAGUAGAUAGAACCUUAGAAAGGAAGCAAGGUACCCUUGGGUAAGAAUGAGAGGACCCUGAACACCCCUUUCUGUUGUUGUUUUUUUUCUCUGCAGGUCUUUACACCUUCCUAGGAAGUAGUGUCUCCUUGAGGGACUCCGUAAGAGAGGCAGACAAACAGGCAGAGGCCCCGGGCUUGUGAGAUGCAGGAGAGGCCUUUUUCUAUGUUCUUUCUCCCAUCUUUUCGUCCUUCCAUCCCUGAGUUUUCUCAUCUGCUGGGUCCUGGUACAUCUAUAUUCCAGGAAUGGCAAUUAAAUAGUUACUGGUUAAUUCCUUUUAAUGGACACUGGACCUGUGCACCUGGCAAAUGCUGCCCCCAUAACAAAUCUUAUCAUGUGUUGGAAAUAAGAGAAUUCUGGUUGCUUCUCUUUAGGUUGCCAUUUUCUUGUACUGCCCAAGAGGAGAGAUUUUCUUUAGCUUUGGGUGUUGCCUGUUAUAUAUGGGAUACAGUUCAGUGGGGAUCAUCACAGCUUCACUUGUUAGAAUUCCUUUCUGGGUUGCCUCCAUUUAUCUUGCUCAGUUUCCUGAAGUUCCCUACUCUGGUUGCAAGGCUUGGAGUGAGUGGAAGUGUAAACUUCCCCCCUUCCCUUCUCUUCCCUUUCAGAGUCCUUUCAAUCACUUCCUGAGGAAACCAGAGGCACUGUCAGAUUGGAAAUCUUGACCAUUAUUUUUGGGGGAUGCCCCCAUUCCAAAUCCCACAGCAGUCUGACUUUAUAUAUACAUGCAUUAUUGCAUAGAUAUCUGGCUGUCAGUAUUUGGUGAGUUGGGAGAGGCCAGUGGCAGUAGAGGUGGGCAGAGAACACAUGUUGGACUCCCCUGGAUAGCUUCUAGUGUUCCCCCUCCCCAGCUUGCCUUCUGUUAAUAUUUAGCAAUCAUAUGUAGGUGAAAAGGGGAGGAAUACAUUGCCGGAUUUAGGUUAUCAGUUCCUCUAACCUUGAUCUGAAAUUGGUGGUGGUUUGUUAUGUAAUUCUUUAAUCCCCAGAGAGGCUUUGGAGACACAUGGGUGGUCCUUGUAGAAGGAGCCAUACUUGUUUCUUAAUUUUAUAUGCAUGGUGCUUCACAAUGCAGCUGUGUAGGGGCUCUGCUUUGCAGGUUGCCAUUCUGUCACAACACAGUUCAGUAGUGCCUGAUGGUGGUUUGUGUGAGUGAUGCAACCAUCUACCUGUUGACAUGUAAGUCUAGGGAGGAGAAGGUUGACUAUUGUUCUGAUGGCAAGCAGACUGUGUAAACCCUUUCUUUCUUUCUUUCUUUCUUUCUUUCUUUCUCCCUCCCUCCCUCCCUCCCUCCCUCUUUUUGUCUCUCUCAUCACCCAGCAAGCCCCACUGUAAGGCAGCAGGGUAUUGGGGCAGGUAUCUGGGCCUUAAUCUCACUGCGUGGCUAGUCUUUCCCUCUUGGCCUUUCUCUCCAUCCUGUAUCCUACAAUCCAUUGCCAGGGCAGCAUCCCUUGAAUUGGCUUCUGAUUGGUCCUAAGAUGGAGGCCACUGACUUUCAAUGCCCUGCAGCAUCUUUGACCUUAUUUCAAGCUAAACAGUUACUUCCCUAAAUUCUGCCAUGAACUGUUGGAGAACGUGUUUCUUUUUUAUUCCUUAGAAGUAAAGCAGUGGCCCUGUUGGACUGCUGGUAUUUUUAAACUUUUAUUGAGUAAAUUUAGUGGAGCUGGAAGAGUUACACAAUAGUAAUGGUUUGGGUUCUGUUUGUUUUUUAAAUCAAAGAAAUUUGGCUGUAGCCUUGCACUUUUUUGUAGUCGUUUGUAUCUGAGACGGGGGACGGCUCUUCACUCCUGUUGACUGAAUCUGUCAUGGGCCUCUCCUGCAUUUGGGAAAACGUGAGUAUUCUCUUGCAAUAAAAGUGUGUCUCCUCUUC
Sceloporus undulatus (fence lizard) is the source of this 3574-nucleotide messenger RNA. RefSeq names its product chromosome 9 C19orf47 homolog (gene C9H19orf47). The transcript has 9 exons. Lineage: Eukaryota; Metazoa; Chordata; Lepidosauria; Squamata; Phrynosomatidae. Gene Ontology annotation, cellular component: nucleus. The record is from RefSeq and is a predicted model, not a curated record. Bases 189 to 1382 code for a protein of 397 amino acids.